AUGUCCUCGCAGGAUUCGAAGCCUCAAGAGGCUCAGCAGAAGCAUGAUGCCGAGUCGGCCGUGAAGAGAAACCCUCAUGGCGACUUUGGCAAAGUACAGGCAUCCCGACCCGACUGGGACGAAUCGAAACAGUGGCAGUACAGCAAAACCCGAGAACCCAGUUGGACCUAUGGCUCAGGAGCCACGGACAAGUCGGGCGCUUCGAAAGCACACAUAUCAAUCGAUCCCUACGCGGAGGGAAGGCCACCAGUCCUCAAUUACAAACUGCUCAUCUCUGGCAUCGUUCCACGGCCCAUUGGAUUCUUGUCGACCCGAUCUCCAGAUGGCUCGUCCACAAACCUGGCACCGUUUAGCUACACCCAAGUCUUCAACCACGACCCUCCCGUCUUCGGUGUAGGCUUUAGCGGAGGGUUCGACAACGCCAAAGACACGCUGAAGAAUUUAUUAGACACCGGUGAGUGUGUCAUUAACAUCAUUUCUGACCACUACGUCGAGGCAGCCAACGCCUGUGCCAUCGACCUUCCAUAUGGCCUGUCGGAGUGGGCGGUCUCGGGCCUGACUCCGGCCGACAGCAAGGUAGUGGCGCCUUCUCGAGUCAAGGAGGCGGUCUUUAGUAUCGAGGGCAAGUUGAUGAACACGCAAGAGUUCGAAUCCAGAGCCACGCCGGGUAAGAAGACCGGUGUUCUGGCAGUCAUAGAAGGAGUUCAAUUCUGGGUGAGGGAGGACGCCAUCAAUGAGGACCGAAGUGUGAUUGCCCCGGAGAUCCUGAGGCCGGUUUCCCGGUUAGGAGGAAUCACCUACGCGAGGGUCCUAGAUGGGUUUGAGAUACCUAGGCCCGUGUUGGGGCAAGUUCGAAAGGAGGGCGAUAUCAAGGAUGAACUGCUCAAGCCCAAGGUGGAAGGACAAUGA
Capronia epimyces CBS 606.96 is the source of this 909-nucleotide messenger RNA. RefSeq lists its product as uncharacterized. The record is from RefSeq and is a predicted model, not a curated record. The coding region runs from base 1 to 909 and encodes 302 amino acids. Gene Ontology annotation, molecular function: FMN binding. NCBI's taxonomy places the organism in Eukaryota, Fungi, Ascomycota, Eurotiomycetes, Chaetothyriales, Herpotrichiellaceae. The transcript has a single exon.